Molecule: messenger RNA, 381 nt
Organism: Funneliformis caledonium
Lineage: Eukaryota; Fungi; Glomeromycota; Glomeromycetes; Glomerales; Glomeraceae
Source: the annotation of a GenBank genome assembly
AUGCGUGUUGAUGGUGCCCCUGUUACUAUUAAAGACUUCGAAGAACUCACAACAAUACUUCCUUCCUCUUAUAAACUUGACCUAGCUGACAACAAAAUUAUAAUAAUGCCCGUUGGCGCUCGAACUGAUCCAGAUGUUUCCGUUGUUCUUGCAACAAGAUGGAAUGCAUUAUUGGUUAAUGAUCAAAACGAAGCGUUUUCCUCAGUUACCCCAAAUUUUGUUGCAGAAAUACGUUCAGAUAAUAAUUCUGAGGAUUAUUGUCACCAAAAAAUGAUAGAUUAUAUGAAUGCAGAUGUUGAAGAAGGUAUUUUGAUUGAUCCCCUUAAUCAAACUGUAACAGUAUAUCGAGUUCAAGAAGAUAAUAUAGUUAUGAUCGUGUGA